Messenger RNA from Dermacentor andersoni, 15330 nucleotides. RefSeq lists its product as uncharacterized. Lineage: Eukaryota; Metazoa; Arthropoda; Arachnida; Ixodida; Ixodidae. The record is from RefSeq and is a predicted model, not a curated record. Gene Ontology annotation, cellular component: nucleus. Gene Ontology annotation, biological process: regulation of transcription by RNA polymerase II. Gene Ontology annotation, molecular function: DNA binding; protein binding.
CGGCGUACUAGCAACAGUGAAGGGUAGAAUCGAGCGAGCGAGCGAGCGUCCGGUUGGUUUGUAAACAGAGUUUUAUUUCGCGCGAGGUGCCAGUAUGGGCUCCCAACAAUUUUGUCUCAAGUGGAAAAGCCACUACAGCAACCUUCUGAGUGCCCUCGACCAGCUACUGUUCAGCGAGUCGCUCACAGAUGUCACACUUGCCUGUGAAGGAUUUAGCCUCAAGGCUCACAAGGCUGUGCUUUCAGCCUGCAGCCCCUUCUUUCAGACCUUAUUUGCAGAGAACAACUGCCAGCACCCAAUUGUCAUCCUCAAAGAUUUCAAAUUCUCUGAACUGAGAGCCAUUGUAGAUUUCAUGUACCAUGGCGAAGUGAAUGUCUCACGUGAGCAGCUUUCCUCACUGCUGAGAGCUGCGGAGGCACUUCAAGUGAAAGGCCUUACUGACCUGACCAGUGACACUCCUGAACUGGCUGAACAGUUGCCCAGUUUGACUUCCUCAGAGGUGCGAGCAAGUAAUGUAGACUCUGCAAGCGUUGCAUCACCGUCGAAAAGACCACUAAAAUCGCCACCAAGCAGCAAGAGAAAAAGAGUCAGACCUCGACAUGUCGCACCUCGAGAGCAAGAAAGUCAGGUUUCAAGCAAUGAUGAGGCAGAAGAAAACUCAAGUGACGGAGAGCUUUCACCUAAGCGCAACUCCGAGGCAGUUGCACUGCAGAGAACUACCAGGUCAAGCAAGGGUGGCAGCUCCUGCUCAGUGUUGGAAACCCUGUUGUCCACCAAAGAACUGAGUGGUAGCUGUGAGCAGAGGCAUAGGCUGCAUGCAUGUCACGAAACUACAGAAGAAGAAAAAGACUUUGAGACAUCACGGCUUCUAGAACAAGCACUGGCAAAGGGUGAUGAGUCUAGUUCAAGUGCUGUCGACAGCAAUUGCCACCAGAAGAUGUUCCCAGCAUCUUCUCAGUUGAGCUUGCUGGCUACAGCAAAAAUGCUGGAGUCUGGUUCUGGGAAACCAGAAGCGGAAGAAGAUGCUUCGGCACUGCUAGCGACACUGGCAGCGUCAGGCGAGAGCUCCAAUUCUGGCAACAGUUCUGGGCAAGGGACUCCCCAUUCCUUAUUUCCUGCAAGAGGUGGCCGCAACUCUGGCUGGACAGAGGAGCAGAUGCAGCGGGCAUUGAGUGCUGUCUUCGCGGAAGGUGUGCCUAUGACAGCUGCUGCAAGGCGCUUUGGCAUCCCCAAGACAACACUGCUUUACCGGCUUCAGAACUCUCUCACCAGGCGCUCACCUAAAACUUGAGGAAUCUUCAGAACAGCCAUUUUUCUGAAACUCCCUAUCUUUCUGUAUGUCAAACCUGUUUGCAUUCAUCUUGCUGUGAAACCGUGCUGAAUUCCAGUGAGGUAGGUGAUUUCAUAUGAGUGUGGUUGUCUAUGAUAACCUCGUUACGUGAAACCGAGAGUGUUUGCUCCACUAAGGCCUUUAUCAUCCCACGGUGAAAAAAAAAAAGAAAAAAGAAAAGAAUUCAUGAAGUAGCAAUUUACCCAUUGGGAUACAUCAGCUGCGAGAUUUUUAGAUUGUCCAUUUUAGCUCACAGUUGUCAGGCCAUUGUGCAUGUUUUAAAGAUUAGGAGUGAUCCAUAUGUGUUGAGCCCUUGAAUGUACUUGUAUGUUCUGACGUCAGGCAGGCAAUACAUAACAUGGAUGUCAUUUUGUAGGCAUAUGCAGGGUCAUUUGAUAACUUCUUUUCAGCUCGCAAAAGUUAUACAAGAGUUCUUGGUACUCUGCCCAAAGUAGGCAUGACAUCAUGCAGCAUCAUUCAGAGGGCUGUAUCUGUUGGUUGGAGGAGGCUAACAUGCAUGCAUAGUGAUGCAAGCUUUGUAAAGUAUUUUACUGUAGUUCUGUAAGAGACAGCUGAAAAAGUGGGGGUUCAGUUGAUGAUCACAAAUAGUAAAGUAAAACCUCGUUAAUACGUACCCACUUAAUAAGUAAUUCCAGUUUAAAUAUAGUCGUGAUGAAUCCCCUGCCUUGUCGCCAUUGAAGCUAGUGUAUUGGCUGACCACCGUAGUGACUUAAUGCAUACCUUACGGUUAAUGCGUAGUAUUUACUUCAUUUUUCGGCCCAUACAAUUGUGGGAUCGGUAAAAUAUCGUGCACGCAGACCAUAGAUAGCAAAAUUGUACCACAUGGACCUUUCCUGGACUGCAGUUGCCACCGAUAGUGACAUCAAAACAUGGUAGCCAUGACAUAUUUCCUGCUCCUAUAGUUUUUAGUGCUUCGAUGUUGUCUUCAUAGAUGACGACAUAGAUAAUGGCCCUUCUGUAUCCAACGUGGCCAUUGCAUUGACCAUCAUGAGGGCAUUUGCAAAGUGGGGCCUGAUUGAGAAACAGGCGUGUGGCUUUGGCGAGUUUGAGAAUGCCGCUGUUGCUGCAAGGCCGCCAUAGCGGCAAGUGAAAAUCACAGAUUUUUACUGUCUGCUCGCAAAUAAAACUUGUCUGCAUGUGUGUGUGAGUGAGAAUUAACCUGUUUCUUUGACCAAUAAGUCUAUAGCCGCUUAUCUGCCAUUAUCAAUUAAUUGGUAGAUUGCUUAGUGUGUACCUUAUCCACGUUCCCUGCUAACUACGUAUUAACAAGGUUUUACUGUACAGUUCUUUAAAUCCUAAGCUAGAAGCACACUAAAUGCAAGGAUUUAAAUUCAGUUAUGGUUCUUAGCAAACAUUGUGCCACAUCACAAAAAUUUUUCGCUGCUUUUGGCAACUGCAUCUAUUACCUAGUGAAUACCAUGCUCAAGUUACCUUGUAGCGCCCCUUGCCUCAGGCCUGGGUAGCAGGCUACAACUCGCUCCACGUGCAGCGCCCGUCAAGGAGGAGGAAGUCAGGUCUUGGUCGCGCAGCAUGUGCAGUGCGAUAUAAAAAAAUAAAAAGAGCAGUUCAAAACCCAACGCUGCCGAAGCUGGGUUUUCGUUGCAUUAUCUCGGACAGGUUUGGCGACCCGGUAAAGAACAUGCAGCUCCAACGCUCUGGCAUGGAUCCUGCCAGCUCCACUGCUCUUCCUGCCGGUGACGAUGCCCAGGAGGUCACCUGACCUGGCUGUGCUGCAGUGGCCGCGUUCCAACACAUCAACCUGCAACCAUUUUGGCCCAACAGCCCCAAAACUGGUCAAGCAAGUCGAGCAGGUCGAGGCGCACUUCCGUUUCCAGCAUAUCACCAGUGAACAGACUGAGUUCUUAAAUCUGGUGUCCUCCUUACCUCCGGAUGUCACCGAGGACUUAGCAAAUGUUAUCACCUCGGCAGGCUCAGCCCAUCCCUUUGACACGUUGACGGUGGCUAUCAUUUCCCACAAGUCAGAGUAUGAGUACAGCAGACUCCAGCAGCUCCGAGUCAUAGCUACGAAGCUCGGUGACUGUCGCCCUUCACAGCUCCUUCGAUGCAUGCGCCAGCUUCUUGGCCAAGACCUGCCUUUCGAUAGGACAAGCUGCUGCGUGAGUUGUUCCUCCAGCGCCUCCUGCAGAACAUGGUCCCAGUUCUCAUGGCUGCAGGUGAUGUGCCAUUAGACAAGCUCACUCAACUGGCUGACCGAGUUGCGGACUACUUGCGGGCCGCUAGCCUCAGUGCCGUUAUGACUCCACCUCUGGCUACUGCCUCAGCCCCUAUGCUUGCAAACAUAGAGGGCCAUCUGGACACCGUGGUCAGAUGUCUUGGAGACCUCGCGCCCUUCUCACGCCAAUCUUCGUCAACGUUCCGAUCCUACAGGCAUUCCCGGCGCCCCCACGCCCUCCAGAGUUUCAACCAUCCAACGCGUGAUGUGACAGCUCAUUUUCGGCUGUGUGCUAGUACCACUGCGUAUUCGGCACCUCUGCUCACAAGUGCACCCAUCUGUGUUCCUGGUCGGGCAAUGCUGCAACUGGCCACUGACGGCAAGGAGUGGUACUGGUCGAAGGACAUGCCCCCUAUUCUACGUUUCUGACAAGAUCAGUGGCGCUCGCUUCCUUGUCAACACAGGAGUCCAGGUCAACGUCAUACCCGCCUCUUGUACAGAUGGCCAUCGCAAAGAACAGACCUGCCCAUUCCAAGUGAUAAAAACCUCUGCCAUCCACACAUACAGCUAACGGUCUCGUACAUUUUACUGGAUUUUUGUUCUCGCUGAUGUCUCGCAAGCUGUUCUCGGCGUUGACUUCCCCAGUUUCUUCAACCUUGCGGUAGACAUACAUACUCAUCGCCUCAUUGAUCUAAGCAUGCGUCUCUCCAUCAACGGUGUACUCUGCACUGCCUCAUCGACAGGGCUUUGAGCUUUGUCACCCGCUUUGCUGUACGCAAAAAUCCUCGCUGAUUUUCCCGAUCUUACGAAGCCGCGUACCAGAGAGUCACCAGUGAACCAUUUGAUCACUCGCCACAUUGUGACCACUGGAUCCCCUGUUUUUACUCGGCCCCGCCAACUGUCUAGAGACCAUCUCGCCAUCACUCGCCAUGAAUUUGAGCACAUGCUUGAACUCAGCAUUGUGCGACCUUCCUCAAGCAACUGGGCAUUGGCACUCCACAUGGUUCCAAAGAAAGAUCCUGGUGACUGGAGACCAUGUGGGCAUUACCGCGCUCUGAACGCCCACACCUUACCAGACCGCUAUCCGCUUCCUUGCAUACAAGACUUCACAUCGAAUUUGGCUGGGUGCACGAUCUUCUUUAAAAUUGACUUUCUGAAAGCUUAUCAUCAAAUUCCUGUGGAACCUGUUGAUGUUCUGUAGACGGCCAUUACCACCCCUUUCGGCCUCUUUGAGUAUGUGGAUGCCUUUUGGAUUGCUCAAUUCUGCACACACUUUUCAGCGCACUAUCAACGAGGUCAUGCGAGGUUUCAACUUCAUGUUUGCCUACCCUGGUGAUUUCCUCAUUGCAAGCUCAUCCAGCCCUGAGCAUGAAGCUCACCUGCGCGCCCUUUUCCAACGACUUGAUGAUUACAGUCUCGUCACUAAUCCACACAAGUGCCUCUUUGGCGUCGCUACCAUCGAGUUCUUAGGCCACCUUGUCAUUCCACAAGGUAUCCGGCCUCUCGCCAGCUAAGUGAAGGCAAUUCAACACUUUCCACCCCCGACUUCACUAAAGAGACUCGGAGAAUUCCUGGGAUUACUGAACUUUCAUCACCACUUUCUUCCGAAGUGUGCCAAUUUCCUGAAGCCUCUGACCGACCUACUGGCUAUCAAAAAAGAUCUGUCUACGCCACUUGAGUGGACUGAGGAAGCUACAUCUGCCUUCGCUACUGCCAAGAAGGAGCUGGCAGACGCCACCAUGCUCAUACACCCCGUUCCUGAUGCCCCAAUUUGUCUCAUCACCGAUGCAUCGAGCGUGGCAGUCGGUACAGUUCUCGAGUAACACAUAUCUGGUUGGCAGCCUCUUGGUUUUUUCUCGCAAAAACUGAAGCCGUCUGAAGCUAAAUACAGCACAUUCGGUCGAGGACUCCUUGCGGUGUACCUUGCCAUUAAGCAUUUUCGCCACUUUCACGUCAUCACAGACCAUAAGCCCCUGACGUUUGGCUUUCAUCGGAAUCACAGCAACUAUACUGCACGGGAGAUCCGCCAACUGUACUUUAUCUCCGAGUUCACAAUGGAUCUCCGUCAUGUGCAUGGGCUGAAAAAUGCUGCCGCUGAUGGACUUUCCCGCAUCGAUGCCCUGGCGGACGAACCACCGGUAGACAUGGAGGAGCUAGCAGCCACCCAGCACCAUAACCCUGAGCUGCAUCGCCUUCAUUCCUCAUUCACAUCCCUCUCCUUCACCGAGUGCCUGCUUCCGUUUUCUUGCUCGUUGAUAACGUGUGAGACAUCCACUGGUGUUCCUCGACUCUUCGGGCAUUUGGCUUUUCGUCUGUGCAAUUUUUGAUCAACUGCACGACAUGAGCCACCCUGGAACUCGUGCGACUCAGAAGCUAGUCACAACUCGCUUCCUUUGGCCUAGCAUCAAUUCACACGUCUGUCGCAGGGCGCGAACCUGCCUGCAGUGCCAGCGUGUCAAAGUUCACCUCCAUACCGUCCCUUCUAAUUCCCAAUUUCGGCCUCCAGACGCAAGGUUUUCCCACGUCCACCUUGACAUUGUCGGCCCUCUCCUGCCAUCAUGUGGGGCCUCUUACUUGCUCACAUGUGUGGACUGCUUCACCUGAUGGCCGGAGGCGUUUCCCAUUACAGACGUUAUGGUAGAGACAGUUGCUACAGCUUUCAUGAGUGGCUGGGUGUUACGUUUCGGAUGCCCUUCUGUCGCCACCACCGACCGAGGCUGCCAGUUUCAGUCGGCCCUAUUCACUGCGCUUGCCAACAUCCUGGGCAUUCGACACAUCCAUACAACCGCCUACCAUCCUUCUGUGAAUGGCAUGGUGGAACGACUGAAGGCUGCCCUCUUAUCAGCCAAGGGAACACUGGCUAGCCACCAUCCCUUCAUCCUGCUGGGCACUGAAGCACUGAAGGCUGACGAUCAGCACUGAAGGCUGACCUAAGUUGCUCUUCGGCUGAACUUGUCUACGGCGUUACCCUGCACCUUCCUGGAGAAUUCUUCGUGCCGUCGUCGCCACCUUGUGCCCGAUGCUUCCACCUACAUCCGGGAGCUGCACACCAUGUUUUGUGACCUUGCUUCUGCAAUUCGUGUUGACCGGCACCCAGGAUACGGAUUCCUGUAGCCAUGUCUUCAUUUGGUGUGACCACGUGCGUCCCUCACCCCAGCCUACGAUGGACCAUUCUGUGUACUCCAUAGUACGCCUAAGACGUUCACGCUGAACAUUCACGGUCGCGAAGACAUCAUGUCUGCUGACCAACUCAAACCUGCCUAUGUCACCUCUCUUGCGCCCGCGAUCCCUCCACUCAACCUGUCUUUGAUUCCUUCAUCACUCCUGGCGGUCACAUCUAGGCACGUACACUGAGCGGCUCCUCUGGCUUCUGCUCUGCGGGGGGGGGUAAGCUUUGUAGCGCCCCUUGCCUCAGGCUCGGCCUGCAGGCCACAACUCGCUCUGUCAUCCUCACAUUAGCUCCGACAACCUGUUUGGGCUUCUUUAUACACCCCCUUGUUAUGCCUGAGUAAGCCGUGCAACAAUUUUUUCCCGAGAUGAUUCUUGAUCGUGAACCCCCUUUAUUGGUCCUGACAAAGUGUAUACAGAAGUUGGUUAAGCAAAAAUUCUCUGACACCUUUUUUCUUUUCUUGUAUGUGUGAUGCCAGUGCCCACUUUUUGGAGAUUGACAUCAGUUUUGAUGGAGUUGCUGGUGCAUGUCAUUAGGUGAGCCCAGCAAGAACCAAUCAGCAAGUGCUCUCCCCCUGCGAACUCACAUGCCCAUGUGCUGCCCUUUCCUCCAGCAAGAUGUCUGACCACUGGUGCCUAACCAUGCAGCACGGUAACCAAAGAAAGCUAUGCGCUUUAGAACUUCCAGCACACAGUGUGUGACAAUGCCAAAAAUUCUCAGAACUCAAAAGGCUAAAGGUUGAGAGACGUUGUGCAUAUGUGUGGUCACUAUUAACAGUAACUGAAUUGAAAUCUUUGCAUUUAGUGCACUUGAAGCAGUUUUGGUUUUUAAGGUUUGUACUGUUUGGGGCUGAUUGAAAUAAGACUCUCUUACUGACAGCUAGAAUCCACUGAAUGGUGCUAUGCUGUGUCACGGCUGGCAUGCCAAACAUUGCCAAACAAUGCCAAACAGGCAUUGGAUGGCAUGCCAAACUCUUAGUUUUUUCACCAGAAAAUAAAAGUAGGCAUGAAAGAACUGUGAACUCUUAGUUUAAGAGGGAAACAAAUGAAGCAUGCGUCUUUGCUUUGUUGAGUCUGAUGUAUUGCCAGAUGCUGCCUUGAAGUUUUGCAGCUGUGUCGAUAGAGAUAUUUAUGGGAGAAAUUUUUAUGAGGCUCUAAUUUGUCACCAAUUCAUAGUUAAAUGUUUUCAGUCACAUUGCUACAUUCAGCAUUCGUUGCAAGAUGCCACAAAUCGUACUCAUGAAGUAAGUUUAGUCAAGCACAUCUUUAUCGGACUUGAAUAUCCAGAAAUGAUCACUAGCGAAGUCUAGUAUAGUCAGCAUCAUUGUUUACCCACUUCAAACUGACAUUACCUAAAGUAUUUAAUAUGGUAGAACAUUGUUUCCAUCGCUCUUCGUUCACUGAGGGGUGUUCAGAAACCUUUUCACUUUAUUGAUUGUCUGGUGGCUGCACCUAAGCAGCCUUGAAACUUGAGCAGCGGUGUGUGGAUUGCAUUGCAAGUGUUCUAUGUAGGUAGAGAAGCACUCCUUGCUUUGUGUGGGCAUACCAAUCAACUUUUGUGGUGAGUUUGUAUGCUCAAACUUAUAAAAAAUGGGGUGAUGUUGUAAGCAUAAACAACUUGUGAGGGGAAGAAACCUGCAGAGGUGGCCUUGUGCAAAGGGCGCAUUGCACAUGAAAACUCGAAAUGGUUCUUAAAGGCCGAAAGGCUUUAUUGCUACUCAGUUCAUGGGUCCCACCCAACCAUCAAGCUGAGCAAUUUACUUUUCACAUCUCGAGGAGGUAAGGUUAAUAUGAGGUCUGGGGCUGCAUUUGUGUAACAUCCAUUUUGUUUUGCGUUCUUGCUACCAUUUGUCAUUGGGGGAGAUGCUGCCGUGGCGUCAUCAUCAUCAUUAGAAUCAGCCACUCAUUGUGACAAAUGAUGAAAGAAGGAAAAACGAAAUAGAUUGUUAUGAAAUAUGGUUCCAUAGCUGCAUUGGUGUGUGCCCUUCAGUUGGUUUUCCCUUAGCUAUAUGAAGGCAGCAAAAGUAUGCAAUAUAGACAUGGAGUUUGAAUACAACAGAACUUCACAGGAGCACAUUGAUCGGCAACCAGUGUUUCUUGAGCUGUUUGUGUUUGAUAGUCAGUGUUAAGACAAUGCCAACAUGUUGGCAACAUAAGAAUAAGUGAUCAUGCUGGUGCACACUUCUCAUGAGGUAACAGGAAAGUGUGCAUGCUGUGCUUGUGCAUUUUAAUUAAUACUGUAUCGAGAUCAGUUCCACUAGCCAGCAACAUGUUGAUGUGGGUUGGUUCAAUUGGUACCUUACAAAUAUGGCUUUUGGCAGUUGGCAAGCUGCUGUCCAUCAGAGGUGGUAUUCUUGGGUAGGCAUUUUUGAUGAUAAUUCAACUUUUGCAAGAUUGCUGGACUCAUUGAAGUAUGCGGCUGAUAGUAUUCUUGGCACCGUGCGAACUGCAACUGCAAAAAGCAUGCAUCUGCUGUUGCUGCAUUCAGAUUAGAUGAUUGUUUAAAUGGAUGCUAAAGAGGAUAAGUUGCUGCAGAAACUCUCUAGUAGGACUUGUCAGAUAAUGUGUAAGCAUUCUUUCCAGUCGCUCAUCUUGCAUGCAUAAGUCUCUUAUUAUUGCCCUUAUUAAUAUUGAUUGGGCUUAUGUAAUGAUAUUGUAGUUAAUAAUAAUUAGGCUUAAGUAAUCUUAUUUACUCUCAAUUAAACAUAAUUAUCUUUAAUAAAUUUAACGUUACUCAAUCGAAUUGCCUUACUGAAUCCUAACUACUCCUAAUUAGUAUUUAUUACGCUUAAAUAAUUUAACCUCAGUUGUAAACAACUAGGACUUGUCAGAUAGUGUGUAAGCCUUAUUUCCAGUCCUUCAUCUUGCACUCCUGCAAUGAAUAAGUGAGCGAGUGGCCGAGUUAUGCAAACCAUGGUUCACUGUGUCGAGAAUGAUGCAAUGUGCUGCAAGGAUGUCCAAUUACCGGUUAUGAUUACCUAAUUACCAAACAUAAUUAGUCAGAAUUAAUCUUAUUAGAUAAAGGUAUGUAAUAUUAAUUAAUCUGAAUUAGGGUUAGGUAAUGUAAUAUGUACUAAUCUGAAUUACUCUUAUUAAUGUUGAUUGGUCUUAAGUAAUACAAUCAUAAUUAAUCUUAAUUAGGUUUAAUCAUUAUUAAAUAUUCUUUCAUCUUGCUUAGGUUUAAAUAAAUUAACCUUAAUUACUCUUGGUUAGGCUAAUUAUAACCUACAUUAUUUUAAUUACCCUUGCUAUUCCUAAUUACCCUACAUUUUCAUUGCACUUGUCAUUUCAUCAUAAUUAAUCUUCAUUAUGUUUUCUUAUGGUUCAUUAGUUUUAAGGAGUCUUAUUUAGGCUUAAUUUCAUUGUAAUUAAUCUUAUUAGCCUUUUAUUAACCUCAGUUACUCUUAAGACUUCUUCAGUACUCACUAUAUAUAGCCAUAUUCGUAAAUCUCUGUAGUCACAUAUAGUAGUCGUAAUGCAUUCUCAUGUAUAUUCCAUAGGACUCCAUGUAUACCUAUGGAGCGCAUCAUGUCGCGUAUUUUGGACGAAUGGACGGACAGAUUUCUAGGGGAAGUAGGCUUAGAAUGCUUACGCAUUAAAUGAAAGUUCAGCUAUGUUAGUAAAUAACCCCAACUAUAGAAAAAAAGGCCACUAUUGUCACGAGAGAACGCAUGGUAAGUCAGAAAAGAUGCAAAAAUGAGACUACUGGUGAUUCCACAUCGUAGUUCCCGCACCAGCUCGCUGUAACAUCAUGAAUUCCGAUGGCAUCUACUCAGGUCCAGUCAACUAUUUGUAAAGAAACCAAGGACUGAACUUGGCAAGUUUCGAGAACUUUUACUGCUCCACAAUGACCAAAAUACGAGAAAGUGCUUUGAAAUCCAUGACAUCACACUGAUGCACCGACACUGAAGUUCCAUCAUGAAAAUUAAAAAGUGGAAGUUUGGCCUACAUUUUAUGUUCUAGUAAUCAACCUUCUACCACAAAUUUAAUGAAGAUAGAGUUGUGAAAGAAUAGUUUGACCGUCUAAACUGAUUUUGUUGUUUCUCUUUAGUGUUCCUUUAAAUUGCAGGGAAGCCUCUUGGUGUUCUGCAGGAGUUCCCAGAAAUUCUUACUGUGGCACUACAGUUCUCUCGUUGUUUUCCGCAAGUACUGUGAGGUUCUUCCCAAGAGCAUAUGUAACUAUUUGAAUGUAUCAGAAGUUGGAAGCUCAUGAUUGUGGUUUGCAGUACUUUAGUUCAGAGAAUCAUAAAGUCCCUUGGGUUUAGUGAUUAUAUUUCAACAGGAAGCGAAUAAAGAGCGCAGCAUGUUACUAAAUAUUCCAGCGUAAACCCAGGUGACUAUUAUCUUGCUAAAUUUUUGCUAAGUCACACGCUGACAUUGGUGAAAAAUGUGGAAAUAUGUACAGGUAUGUUAAUUUUUAUAUCUAAUAGCACUCUGAUGAAUAUUAGGGAAGGUCAGUGUGAGUGCUUCUAGUGGGACGCAGCUACAUGGCUAUUUUGCUGCCAGCAAUGAAGAAGAGAGGUUUAUCACUUAGGAUGGCAGUUGUCAUUACAGAGAUGAGCUUGUGCAUGAAGGAAUUGAGAGAUAAUGGUGUAUAUAAACAAUGUUGGUACAUGAUGAAAUGUCUGUUUUCUGACUGCAGAACUUGAUUUUAAUCUUUUUGUUGUCAUGCACAGAGCUUUCUUUUUGAAUGUUAUCACCAUUAGAGCUCUUUCAUUUGUAAUGGUAUAUUUUUGUUUACUGCGUCACCUGUUUAUAUUUUGUGCUGUAAGUGGUUGUCAUCAGUGUGGUGCCUUUCAGUUUCCUAUCCUAGUCUAUUGAGACUCACAGGCAGAGUUCAGCAUUGCGUGAUGAUCCCAUAUAUUGGUCUCCUAUGUAAAGCACACUCUGCACAUAAGAGUGCUCUAUGGCAGCGCUGUGUUUACUCAGCCACUGUGGCACCAGCUAUACUUCAGUAAAAUUUGGGCUGGCAUUGCUAGUUCAUGCUUGUGCAAACUACAUAAAUUAAAAGAGUCAUUCUUGCCAGAUUGUUCUUAUCAAUCGAUUCUGUGGUCAAGCUGGUGACUUCAGUACAGCAAGCUGUCUUGUGUGUCUGGUACAAGUCUGUACUGCUUGUUUCUCUGCAGCGCCAACUACUAAAUCAACACGGUCAUUUGAGUGGAUUGGUAAUUGAAUAUCUCUUGAGACAAGCUGCACAAAUCAAACAGCACUUGCAUUGUUUGCUUGCUUUGUCCCUUGAUUGCUUCACAGUGUUCAUUUGCAAAGAAGCAACUGCUAUUUACCUUAGCUCUCUCCACUGGCCCUUGUCCUAGAUAGAAAAAAAAAGACAACAGUAAACCCUUGCUAUAAUGUGCUGAUUAAAGAAAACAAAGAAAGAUAUAGUCAUGUUGUGAGUCGCUGGCAGAUCACAUUGAGCAUUUCUGCAUAGCAGCAGUCAAGGACGCAGGCAUUUUUUGUAUUGGGGUGUAUUGUGUGUAUGAAAAACUAACACAGGCAAAAAAUAAUCUGUCUCUGUCUAAUUGCAGUUUUUAUGAACUAGUGGCCUGUGGUAGCAGUACUAGUCCAGCAUUUCUUGCAUGCUUAUAGGACCUGCCUUUCUAUGUGAACAAGUUUAAAAGGUGUCGCACUUCCUGUUGCUUUGUAUUUGCUCAAAUUUUGCUACAAGAUUGUAUGCGUUGGUACAUGUUGUUCAGUAUACAGCAGAUGUCUUUGAUGAGAGGAAAAUUUGUCAUCCACCAGAAUGUAGCGUGAAGCUACAAUGUAUGGAUGUCUUUUGAUUGACUGGAUGAUCUGGAAAAAGUGGAAAACCAUUGCUGCAUGUUCACCUCAGCAUCUACAAGAUUAGCUGCUGUUGAGGUGUGCUCUGGUUUGGCUGCCUGUGGAGAACUAAAUAUUCUGAUAAACCAGGGAAACAAUUCCAAGUGUUCAAUUGUGUGGUAAAGCCCAAAAAUGCAACCUAGCUGUGAAAUGCCAGUACACAGUGGCAGGUUAUUUUAAAGUUCUUAGAAUAAAAAUACAGGCCAUUAUACCACCACAUGGCAGUGCAAGGAAGAGGGGCUUCUUGCAUUGAAGGUGCUGAGUGUAAAGGCAUGUACUGUGGUGCGCUGCUAAACCUUGCACUGGGGAGGGGAACAUGCAGUGAAUGCCACUGUGUAUUUUGGGUGGUGUUGCAGGUGCAUGUGCUCUUUUGACAUUAUAGAAAUUGCCGUUUGUAGCUCAUACAUACCAUAAUCCUGUAGUUCUGGUCUGUCAUGAUCACGGAAAACGAUCGCAGUUGGAUGGAGGUUUCUGUUAAAUGUUCAAGUCAGCAAAUAUUUUAUCUGAAUUACUUGUUUAGUGAAGCAUUCUGCGAUUUCAGAGCUAUUUUGCAAUUCUAUUAAGAUUUUAUGUACAUAAUUAUGCUCUGCUGUGGUGAUGAAUGUGAGUAUCGGUGUGUGUUUUCCAGUUAUAUUUACAUGUGCCAAAAGACCGAGGUUGAGGUAGGACAUGCUUUGAGCAGUACUGUAUAGAAUAUUACAUAAGAGUAACUAGGCUUUAAAUUCGUGUGUCAUUCUGCGAAACCAAGUUCAUGGGAAAUCGGUGCACAUAACUAAAUAUAUUAUGUGUGAAUGUUCUGUGUAUGUGUAUGUUUAAAUGGUUUACAUGUCCUUAUUAACAGCUUUACAUCUUCACCUUACGUAGGACUAAUUUUUAGCGUGGACAUAUAAAGUGAAAAAGGAACAGUCCAGUAAGUCAUUUCUGGGAUCAACUUCACAGUGCAUCUUCUUCAGUUAGUGUGCAUGUGAGAAUUGAUACAUGAUGCAUCUACACUGUGAGCAUCGGAGUACAGCUCGUGUUUGCUUGGUCUGCAGAUUUGCACUCAAGGUUGGGUUCGCUGUGUACGCUUCACACUUUUUCAACACAUAAUGACAAUUGUGUAUUCUCGAGACAUGCUCUUGACUACUGAAACACUUUCGGGCAAGUCACUUUCACGGUGUGCCAAUUGGCUUAUUCCAUGUGGAAGCAUUCAAGAGAGAACUGUGCAGCAGCACAUUUAUUGUCUGUGUUACUUUCAUUUUGCAUGAUUGUGCAGUCGGCGAAUGUGCAUGGCUACAGCGAGGGAUUGUACAGGAUGCUAGUUCAUGUGCAAGAGAAAAAAUUCGAAGGAGUGACCAUUCUUGAACAUGACCCAAAUAGUGGCAGCAUGGGCUCUAUUUAUGCAGAGGAAAAUGGCAUCUGUUGCAGCAUGUACAAUACUAAAGCACACUAUCAUAUUUACUGUUUGCCUGUCACUGCUAUUCUACGUCCAGAUAACUGAUUUAUAGAUUUGCCACAAAGCUUAAAAGAGAGAUAAUGUAAAUUGUUAGUCAUUUGUUGUUUUUGUUUACCCAUUUAUUUUAUGCAGAAGUUUCUUUUUUCUUUCCCAAGUUUUUGUUGCAAGCGUUGACUACAUAUUCUCUUUAUCUUUAUGUCAUGCCUGAUGUUUCCUGAGCAGUGCAAAUUGCCAACCAGCAUCUGUGAGAAUGGCAGAACCAUAUGUAAUUUUCCUGCAGCUUGCAUAUUCAGCACAGAUUUAAAUAACUUCAGUGCAUAACAGCAACAAACAUUACUUUGCCACUUAUAGCAGUUAUCUAGUCACCAAAGCAGUCACCUUGUUGCCCUUUAGCUUGGUUGUUCAUUUAUUUGUUGCUGUAGCAGCAGGUGCUACUUUGAAGCUAGUGGAAUGAGUUUUGUACUUGUCAUUUCAUAUAAGAACAUUCUUCUUUGCCUAAGUCUAUGCCAAAGUUGUCACAAACCAUGCUUGAAGUUGUCUUUUGUACACUUGUGAAUAAUUUUAUUUGGGGCUGAUAUUUUGCGUACUUAAUUUAUAAUAAACAGUGCUCAUCCAGCCAUAUUACAAAAUGAUUUUUCUGAGGGAACCUAGUAAAAAUUAAUUGUUUAUUUACAAGCAGUAUUUUACAAGUCGGGCUGUGAAUUUAGUCCUGCUAGUACUGUACCCGAAAUACAUUAACUAGUCAUGUUUUUGUUACAGGAACCCGAAAUCUACUCAUGCUUUUUGUUAUUGUACAGAAAUAGCGUUUUUGAAUGAUAGCAUUAUGUAUGUCAUCUUUCAUUACAGUCUGGUUAGGCUGCACUUGACCUCACAAAGCCUAACGUAUCAUUUUUUGACACAUGUAGCUUUUCUGACACACUGGAGUGAAGUUUCAGUUAUGGAUAGCUUAGCAAACCUAUUACUAAUAAGUUAAUUAUUCGACUAAAUAUUUUUAACUCAGUGUACCAGACAUGUUAUUGUUUGGUACAAUUGUACAAAGGUACUGCAAAAUUAAAGGCGAUCAACUUAUUCUGAUUUUCCUUCAUGUGGAAUGGGCGUUUGGGCUUUGUGGGGUUAAUAUAUAUGUACUGGAAUAGGGUACUGCACAUUGUUUUGCUGUACGCCAGCAAUGCAGAUAUGUCAGCUGGUCAUAAUGUAUUGGGUAAAGUCGCCACCUCAUUAUUCUGCAAGUUGAUGCUCGCUGUGCUCACCCAAAAUGUGCUUCAGAGACUUAUUUAGCGGCAGAGAUUUGUUGAUUGAAUAAUUGUGUAUGUCUUUUGCAAUAUUGACGACCAUUUCAUACUUGUGUCAUAAAUAAACUACUAGUACUUUAUUUGCUACUUUGAA